Molecule: messenger RNA, 435 nt
Organism: Zygosaccharomyces rouxii
Lineage: Eukaryota; Fungi; Ascomycota; Saccharomycetes; Saccharomycetales; Saccharomycetaceae
Gene: RPS19A
Product: 40S ribosomal protein eS19
Exons: 1
Coding region: 1-435 (144 amino acids)
Biological process (GO): ribosomal small subunit assembly; translation
Cellular component (GO): cytosolic small ribosomal subunit; ribosome
Molecular function (GO): RNA binding; structural constituent of ribosome
Source: RefSeq, a predicted model, not a curated record
AUGCCAGGUGUUUCCGUUAGAGACGUUGCUGCUCAAGAAUUCAUCAACGCUUACGCUUCUUUCUUGCAAAGACAAGGUAAGUUGGAAGUUCCAGGUUACGUUGAUGUUGUGAAAACUUCUUCUGGUAAUGAAUUACCACCUCAAGACUCUGAAGGUUGGUUCUACAAGCGUGCUGCUUCCGUGGCUAGACACAUCUACAUGAGAAAGCAAGUCGGUGUUGGUAAGUUGAACAAGUUGUAUGGUAACGCUAAGAACAGAGGCUGCAGACCUCAAAAGCACGUUGAUGCAUCUGGUUCUAUCAACAGAAAGGCAUUGCAAGCUUUGGAGAAGAUUGGUGUUGUGGAAAUCUCACCAAAGGGCGGUAGAAGAAUCUCUGAAAACGGUCAAAGAGAUUUGGACCGUAUCGCUGCUCAAACUUUGGAAGAGGAUGAAUAA